This is a messenger RNA of Rangifer tarandus platyrhynchus (Svalbard reindeer), 306 nucleotides long. Lineage: Eukaryota; Metazoa; Chordata; Mammalia; Artiodactyla; Cervidae. The record is from the annotation of a GenBank genome assembly.
AUGCUCCCACCGCCUCGUUUUACCCGCAAGUCGGUCUACGCGUGGGUUACACUUGUGUCUUUUCAUGUUCUCUCUGAAGCCAACGCGUCCGCAAGUGAGGAGAAGCCGAUACUCAUGUGCGACAAGGCCACGGUGUCAUCAUCAACUGCUCUCGGAGGCAGCCACGUCCGGAAAAAGCGAGUCGGUCUCGUCUUGCUGCCUCCUGCAAAAUGGGGGCCGGAGCUUUUCGCGGUGCCCGCUUACGCCCUCAGAGGCCGCUUCCGCGGGUGCCUCGUUGCUCUCUUCGGAGCGGCAGAAAGGCUAUGA